AUGGAAUACAGCAACGUACAAGAUAAUAAUUUAUCAAAGACAUGCAUAGAUGACGAUAAGGUUACUUUAAAAAAAAAUUCUAUAUGCUCAACAGGAAAACAGGAUAUAAUUUUUAAAAAAUUAAACUACAGAAAUAUUGUACAUUCUAGACUUUUUCUUGUAUCUAUUCUAUUUCUUUUAUUUUUCUUUUUUCAAGAUAUAAAUAAAUUCCAAGAUGAUAUAAAAUCAGGGAUUCAAUUCAAGAAUAUAAACUCAAGAAAAUUAGCUGAAUUGGAUUUAAAGAAUUAUAAUGAUGAUUUUCAUGAUACAAGUGAAGGUGUACCUCAUGAACGUGUUUUGUCAAAAUGGAAAGAUUUCCGUGAUAAGCAAAGAUCGACAUUAAAUGAUGAAAUUAAAAAAUGUUUAGAUGAUCUAUUUGAAAAAUCAGAAAUUCAUGAUCUUAGUGAAAAAGAAAGAAAAGAAUUAUGGGAUCAAUUCUUAAAAGAAUUUUUUAGUACUUUAGCUGACACAGAUGGUACGAAUUACCAAGAAAUAUAUGACUUAUGUCGUGAAGGAUUAUGCUCACGUGAAGAUUUUAAUAAUUUUUUAAAUAAGAAUUUUACCUUAUGGAAUUCUAUAAAAGAUGAUUUAAAAAGAAAAUGGGAUGAUUUCUUAAGUACAAAUAUAAAAUUGUUAAAAGAUCAAGUUAAAUUAGUUUCCUAUAAUACAAUAGAAAAUUAA
Molecule: messenger RNA, 720 nt
Organism: Plasmodium gallinaceum
Lineage: Eukaryota; Apicomplexa; Aconoidasida; Haemosporida; Plasmodiidae
Product: Plasmodium exported protein (PHIST), unknown function
Exons: 2
Coding region: 1-720 (239 amino acids)
Source: RefSeq, a predicted model, not a curated record